AUGUCGUGGCGCGGUCAAGGCAUCACUGGUAGCAACAACAUUCCUCUGGGUAACCGUCGCAGGUUCGGAGGCGAAGAUGGCUCACCUCCCGUCGAGGAGAGCUACAGCAGCGGCCCCGUCGAAGGCGAGAGCCUCAAGCGCGGUCGCAGCCCUGUCAGAGAGCUGAACCCCGACGGCACCAAGAAGAGAAAGAAGCGCAACCGAUGGGGUGACGCGACUGACAACAAGGCCGCUGGUCUGAUGAACUUGCCCACCGCCGUCCUCGGCAACAUGACAAGCGAGCAGCUCGACGCCUACACACUGCACUUGCGUAUUGAGGAGAUCAGCCAGAAGCUGAGGAUCAACGACGUUGUCCCAGCCGACGGUGACAGAUCACCCUCUCCGCCUCCGCAGUACGACAACUUCGGUCGUCGUGUCAACACCCGCGAGUACCGCUACAAGAAGCGUCUCGAAGAAGAGCGCCACAAGUUGGUCGAGAAGGCCAUGAAGACCAUCCCUGGCUACCACCCUCCCUCUGACUACAGACGUCCCACAAAGACCCAGGAAAAGGUCUAUGUGCCUGUCAACGACUAUCCAGAAAUUAACUUCAUUGGUCUACUCAUUGGUCCUCGUGGCAACACCCUGAAGAAGAUGGAAACAGAGUCUGGCGCAAAGAUUGCCAUCAGAGGCAAGGGUUCCGUCAAGGAAGGAAAGGGCCGCUCUGACGCCGCCCACACCAGCAACCAGGAAGAAGACUUGCACUGUCUCAUCAUGGCCGACACCGAAGACAAGGUCGUCAAAGCCAAGCAAUUGAUCCACAAUGUCAUCGAGACGGCUGCGUCCAUUCCCGAAGGCCAGAACGAGCUCAAGCGCAACCAACUACGUGAGCUCGCAGCUCUCAACGGUACUCUUCGUGACGACGAGAACCAGGCAUGCCAGAACUGUGGCCAGAUUGGACACCGCAAGUACGACUGCCCCGAGCAGCGCAACUUUACCGCAAACAUCAUUUGUCGCGUCUGUGGCAACGCUGGUCACAUGGCCAGAGAUUGUCCCGACAGACAGCGCGGACAAGAUUGGCGCAACUCGGACCGCGGCGCUCCCGGAGCUCCUGGCCGCCCUGCCGGCGCACUCGAACCCGCAGACACCGAGUUCAAUAAUCUCAUGCAAGAACUGGGGGCUGGUGGCGCCAUCACUGGAAGCGCAGCUCCUGCUCGCAUCGAAGCUAGUGGAUAUGGCGAUGAUCGUAAUGCAUCUAAACCAUGGGCUCGCGGACCCACGGGUGCGGCUGCCCCAUGGAGCAAUGGUGGAGGUCGCGAGCGUGACAAUGGUAGCUCUGGGGGACCUGCACCAUGGGCAGCUGGAGGCUCUGGUGGAGGGCGCGCAAAUGACGGCUACGGAGGAGGCUACAGCGGUGGGCACUCUUCAGCAGCUCCAUGGCAGCAACAGCAAAGCCAUGCAGCACCUCAACAAGGAGGAUAUGGUGGCUAUGGUGGCUACAAUUAUGGCGGAGCGCCCGGCUACGAUCAGGCAUACGGGCAACAGGCUUCAGCACCCGGAAUGGCACCAUGGCAACAACAAGCAUAUGGUGCGCAGGCAGGCAGUCCUCCCCCACCUCCUCCGGCUGGCGAUGCUCCUCCCCCUCCGCCACCCCCAUCUGAGAACCCUCCUCCCCCUCCCCCA
Aureobasidium namibiae CBS 147.97 is the source of this 1659-nucleotide messenger RNA. RefSeq lists its product as uncharacterized. Lineage: Eukaryota; Fungi; Ascomycota; Dothideomycetes; Dothideales; Saccotheciaceae. The record is from RefSeq and is a predicted model, not a curated record. The transcript is spliced from 5 exons. Gene Ontology annotation, cellular component: nucleus. The annotation marks the transcript as partial. Gene Ontology annotation, biological process: regulation of mRNA splicing, via spliceosome. Gene Ontology annotation, molecular function: mRNA binding; zinc ion binding.